Rhagoletis zephyria (snowberry fruit fly) is the source of this 1829-nucleotide messenger RNA. The record is from RefSeq and is a predicted model, not a curated record. NCBI's taxonomy places the organism in Eukaryota, Metazoa, Arthropoda, Insecta, Diptera, Tephritidae.
AUGACCGACCCAAAUAAUCAAAACAAUUCAGAGAACUCCGAGUCGGGCGACUCUGACGCCGAGGUGAACAACUCCGCCACCUGGACGGCCAACACUCGCCCGAAGCCGAUCAUCCACAAGGACCCCCACCGCCGCCUAAGCCUCUACUCCAUGGGGACCAACGGGAAGAUUAACCAGAAGGCCAUCGGGCCCAUCAUCGAUGACUCCUUUGAGCCGAAGAUUCUGCGCAAGAACAACUCCAUCGUCCGCACCGAGUCGCGCGGCUCGCUGGUGAAGGAGAGCAAAGUGCUGGUCAUCUACACCGGCGGCACCAUUGGCAUGGUGAAGAACCACAAAGGAGUUUACGAGCCCUGUGCUAGCGCCUUUUGCCAGUCGCUGAAGAAGUACCCUCAGCUGCAUGAUCAAGAGUACUUUAAUCGCUACUUCAACACCCCUGAACACGCUGAUCUUCUCGUGCUGCCUGAAACUAACGAGAAGUCGCGCAUUCUCUACACCGUCUACGAGUACGAUCCCCUGCUGGACUCUUCGAACAUGACCAUCGACGACUGGGUGCUCAUUGCGCAGAACAUUAAGCGAGAGUACCACCGAUUCGAUGGCUUCGUCAUACUUCACGGCACUGACACCAUGGCCUACACCGCCUCGGCGCUCUCUUUCAUGUUGGAAAAUCUCGGAAAAACGGUUGUUAUCAGUGGCUCGCAAAUUCCGCUUUUUGAGGCGCGAAGUGACGGAAAAGAAAACCUACUGAACUCGCUGAUCAUUGCCGGCAACUACUGCAUUCCGGAGGUGACCAUUCUCUUCAACAACAAACUCUUCCGCGGCAAUCGAACCUCGAAGGUGAGCGCCUCUGCCCUGGACGCCUUUGACUCGCCCAACAUGUCGCCGCUAGUCAACAUUGGCAUCAAGAUCAACGUCGACUGGAGCAACGUCUUCAGGCCGUCGGCCAUUGCCAAGAUUCACGUCCACUCGAAGCUGAAUCGAAAUGUCACCCUGCUGAGGAUAUUCCCCAGCAUCAGCUGCGAGACGAUCCGCGCCUUCCUUCAGUCGCCCAUCGAGGGCGUGGUUCUGCAGACGUACGGCGCCGGCAACGCCCCCUCAAACCGUACCGACCUGUUAGCUGAGUUCCGCCAGGCGACGAAUCGCGGCGUGAUCAUCGUCAACAUCACCCAGUGCCCCAACGGCAAGGUCGACCCGGCCUACGAGACGGGCAACGCGCUCAUCGAGGCGGGCGUCAUUCCAGGCUCGGACAUGACGCCGGAGGCCUGUCUGGCGAAGCUCUCCUACAUCCUCAGCAAGGACGAGUGGAGCCUGGAGCAGAAGCGGGCGAUGGUGCGCAGCAACCUGCGCGGCGAGCUGAGCGUCAUUCGCGAGCGCGUCGAGGACAUCAGCCUGGUGCAGGCGAUCGCCACCACGCUGAAGGUGUCCACCGGACAGGAGCUGGACUCUCUGCGAAACGCCCUCUACCCGGCCAUUGUCUGCGCCAUCGCCGCCCGGGGCGACAUUGGCAGUCUGAUGGAGCUGAAGAAGAGCGGCAUCGACCUGUGCGCCUACGACUACGACCUCCGCACGCCGCUGCACAUUGCCGUCAACCACGGCCACAUUGAGGCGGUGCAGUACCUUCUCUCGGAGGGCUCGAACGUGCACGCCAAGGACAAAAAUGGCGACACGCCGCUGCACCUGGCCAUCAAGCAGCAGAACACGGAGAUUGCCGCAGUGCUCAUCAAGGCGGGCGCUCUGCUGGACAUGCCAAAGAGCAAAAUUGGCGAUCUGGUCAACAAUGCCGCCGCAANGCUGGACAUGCCAAAGAGCAAAAUUGGCGAUCUGGUCAACAA